This is a messenger RNA of Polistes canadensis, 818 nucleotides long. RefSeq names its product leucine-rich repeat neuronal protein 2-like. NCBI's taxonomy places the organism in Eukaryota, Metazoa, Arthropoda, Insecta, Hymenoptera, Vespidae. Gene Ontology annotation, molecular function: protein binding. Gene Ontology annotation, cellular component: extracellular matrix. The annotation marks the transcript as partial. The transcript has 3 exons. The record is from RefSeq and is a predicted model, not a curated record.
UAAAAUUGGUGAACUGCAGUGAACGAAAUUUGACGAGCACAUUCGAUGCCGGACAAUGGCCGAAAACGUCGAUCGAUGAGAUUACGUUUAUGAAAAAUAUAUUGAUUCAUAUAAAACCUUUUCCGUCAAUUGUCGUACAAAGAUUGAUACUUCGACAAAAUCAGAUUACGAGAAUAGAUAAUAGUGCUUUCAAAAAUAUAGUUAAUCUUACCGAGCUCGAUCUGAGUCAUAAUCAAUUGACUACGGAAAAUUUAAGUCCCCAUGUGUUCGAGGGUAAAUUUUCACCGGAAGCUUACGAGCCGCUCAAUUUGCGAUAUUUAAAUCUCGCUAAUAAUUUGUUGCACGCAUUGAAUCAGGAUAUCUUCGAACAUUUAGGAUCCCUCAAAGUUUUGAUACUUGCUAACAAUCCGUUAAAAAUGUUAAUAGAGCCUACGUCGUUAGCAAUAAAUAAUCUUCCAUAUUUGGAAGAACUUGAUUUGAGUUAUUGCGAUCUGAAAGAAUUACCUGAAUAUAUAUUUUAUAAACCCAGAUACUUAAAGAAAUUGCAAUUGAAUGGAAAUGAAUUCAUUGAAAUACCAAAAGCAUUAUCCAUGGCAAUGGCUUUAGAAAUAUUAGGUCUUGACGAAACACCAAUAAAAAUGUUAAACGAACAUAACGCGUUUCCCGUAAUGAACAAUUUGAAAGAAUUAAAUAUGUGUUGUAUGCCGAAUUUAAUUGACAUUGGUAACGGAUCUUUCGGUCAAUUAUCAAGCUUGGAAAUUCUUCGUGUACAAAAUUGUCCGUUGUUGAAAAAUAUCGAUGAGAAAGCUUUGACCAAG